AAUCAUUUGUCGAGUGAAUAAAAAAACAAAAUGUUAAGCUCCGCAUGUUGUGGUGUGAUCUUACGGUCUUUCUGUGAGCGAAUGCUAAUCUGUUACAGUGUGAAUGUGGUGUGUUGAGGGCUGAGCUGCAGGCUCUGUGCGUCUCGGAUCGAAUGUCUCUGAAGCAAAUCGAUCUCCAUACCGCUGACUCGGACCUGCUCCAUUACCACGAGGCCAAGACCAGAGUGAUUAAAGGAGAGGAGAAAUUUUAUGACACAAAGUUCAUUCCUUCUGGGACGCGUGUGUGGGUGAAGGAGAAAGAGCAACUGCUUCCCUCUACAGUCAAUUCCUGCGGAGACGGAACCAUCGUCCUCACUACUGACUAUGGAGAGGUGUUGUACCUUCAGCAAGCAGAGGUCAACAGGGAGAAGGUGUACCCCAUGCACCAGAGAAGCAUCGAUGGCGUGGAGGACAUGUCCACACUGGCCGAGCUCCACGAGGCCGCUAUCAUGCACAACCUUCACCAACGCUACCAGAAGGAUCACAUCUAUACGAACAUCGGCUCCAUCUUGGCAGCAGUGAACCCGUAUAAGCAGAUCACAGACUUGUACGAUCUCUCAGCCGUAGAGCUGUACAGUAGACAUCACCUCGGCGAACUCCCGCCUCACAUCUUCGCCGUGGCCAACGAGAGCUACCGAUGCCUCUGGAAAAGACACGACAGCCAGUGUGUGCUCAUCAGUGGAGAGAGCGGUGCUGGUAAAACAGAGAGCACUAAACUUCUACUACAGUUUCUGUCUGUCAUGAGCCAGAAUUCAGCGGGGGCACCGGAGAAGACUGCCUGUGUAGAGCAAGCUAUCGUACAGAGCAGUCCGAUCAUGGAAGCAUUUGGAAAUGCCAAAACUGUUUACAACAACAACUCCAGUCGCUUCGGAAAGUUCAUCCAGCUUCAUUUCUGUCAGAGCGGCAACAUCCAAGGAGGCUGCAUCGUCGACUAUUUGCUUGAAAAGAACCGUGUGGUGAGGCAGAACCCUGGAGAGAGAAACUAUCACAUCUUCUACGCUCUACUGGCCGGUGCUGAUAAAGAACAGAAAGAAACAUAUUUCCUGGCAGAACCUCCUGAGUUGUUUCAUUACCUGAGCCAGUCCGGCUGCGUGAAGGACCGCAACCUGGACGAUAAGAAGCUCUACGACAGUGUCAUGGAAGCACUGAAGGUGCUGGAGUUCAGUGAGGAGGAGAUCAGAGACAUGUUCAAGCUGCUGUCUGGAGUCCUGCAGCUGGGAAACAUUGAGUUCAUGACAGCAGGGGGUGCUCAGAUCACUACCAAGCAGGUGGCUACUAACGUCAGUGAGCUUCUGGGUCUGGACUCAUUCCAGUUGUCAGAAGUUUUGACUCAGCGCUCCAUGAUCCUGAGAGGAGAAGAGAUCUGCUCCCCGCUUACUAUAGAGCAGGCGAUAGAUUCGCGGGACUCGGUUGCCAUGGCGCUGUACUCUCAGUGCUUCUCCUGGAUCAUCAUGCGCAUCAACCAGAAGAUCAACGGCCGAGAAAAUUUCAAAUCCAUCGGCAUCCUCGACAUCUUUGGCUUUGAGAAUUUCGAGGUGAACCGCUUCGAGCAGUUCAACAUCAACUAUGCUAAUGAGAAGCUGCAGGAGUAUUUUAACAAACACAUCUUCUCUCUGGAGCAACUCGAGUACAACAGGGAGGGAAUUCGCUGGGAAGCCAUAGACUGGAUGGACAACGCAGAAUGUCUGGAUCUGAUUGAAAAAAAACUGGGCAUGUUGGCACUGGUUAAUGAGGAGAGUCGCUUCCCUAAAGGCACAGAUUUCACUCUGCUGGAGAAACUACACAGCCGACACUCGACGAACCCGUACUACGUGAAGCCUCGUCUGGCAGAUCAUCAGUUUGGCAUUAAGCACUAUGCUGGAGAGGUUUUGUAUGAUGUGAGAGGCAUCUUGGAGAAGAACAGAGAUACAUUUAGAGACGAUAUCUUGAACAUGCUGAAGGACAGCAGGCUGGACUUCAUCUAUGACCUGUUUGAGCAAGUGGGCAGCAGGAAUAAUGAAGAGACCCUGAAGAUGGGCACCGCCCGGAAGAAACCCACCGUGAGCUCCCAGUUCAGAGACUCUCUGCACUCCUUAAUGGCCACUCUCAGUGUGUCCAACCCCUUCUUCGUGCGUUGCAUCAAACCCAACAUGGACAAGACACCCAACAGGUUUGACCCGGAGGUGGUUCUGAAUCAACUGCGGUACUCCGGCAUGCUGGAAACGGUGAAGAUCCGGCGUGCAGGGUUUCCCAUCAGACGCACUUUUAAAGACUUCUUGAGCAGGUAUAAGAUUAUUCUGAAGGAAGAUGGGAAAUCGGCAGCAGCUGAUGGAGAUGAGAAGAAAAGGUGCACUGAUCUGCUCACCAAAUAUGACCACACCAAGAAAGACUGGCAGCUGGGGAAGACCAAGGUGUUUAUGAAGGAGUCUCUGGAGCAGAAGCUGGAGAAGGAGCGAGACGAGGUGCGGCGUAAAGCCGGCCUCAUCAUACGAGCGCACCUGCUCUCUUACAUAGCAAGGAAGCACUUUAAAAAAGCUCUGUCCAGCAUCUUGACCAUCCAGAAGAACUACCGUGCACAUUUCUACCACCGACAAUUUCUACGCAAACGCUCGGCCAUCCUCAUCCUGCAGAAGUGCCGGCGCGGACAGGUGGCGCGGAACAGGUGUCGCAAACUCCGAGACGAGAAGAGGAAGAGAGAGGAGGAGGAGAGAAGGAAGAAAGAGGAAGAGGAGAAGAAGAGAGAGGGAGAUGGGGCACAGGUGAAAGGAGGAGACGCAGAAAAAGGAGAGGAUGAGGCAGCAGAAGGCACUCAGGAGGUCUCUGUGGAGGACCGGAGCCGUCAGAUGGAGGAGAUCCUGAGGCUGGAGCGGGAGAUCGAGCGGCUGCAGAAGCAGAGGGAGGAUGGCGUGUCGCAGCUGUGUGAGAGCUCACGGCAAGAGCUGAGGCUACGCCGUCACGCCGAGGCUCUGCGGCUCAAAAAGCAGGCAUCACGUGUUGCCACUCAGUUGCUUGACCUGCAGAGCUUUGCUGGCAUCCAGCCUGAACAGAAGGUCCCUGCAGCGCCGUCUUUGCCCACUGCGGCUGAAAGUUCCAGUGUGGGAGAGGGUCGAGUCUCCCUACCUGAUUUCCCCCCUCCGACUGAGGGGCCUCCUGAUCAGGAGAUCUUAGCCACGCUUCCUCCACCUCCAGCCGCCUUCGCUGAGGGCACGCUGCCAUCCUCUUCACCUGCUGCUGCUGCUGCUGCUCCAACCGUCCCCGCACCUCCACCUCCUCCACCUCCUCCACCUCCUCCCCCACCUCCUCCACCUCCUCCUCCACUCCCAGGAGAGGCAGCACAGGCAAACAAGGACGUCUCCAAACCGGAGGAAGAGAAGGAGGAAACGUCCAAGCCAGGAGAGCCUGAGAAAGAGGAGAAAAAGGCAGAUGAGGCAGAGGGUGAGACAGCGGAUCGCGGCAGCAGGCUGACCGAAACAGAGGAGCCGAUAUACCACCUUCCGCUGGACACAGAGUCCGACUACGACCAGGACGAGCUGGAGGACGGUCAGAACAGCAACGCGGCAAACGACCCGGAGCAUGCACGCAAGUCCACCUGCACCAACGCCAGCCAGGAGUCGUACAAUCGCAGCUCAGAUUCGUAUGUGGAGAGUGAUGAGGAGCAUGAUGGUCUCGCUGAUACAGAUGAAGAGCUGUCGAAUGGUAAAGGCAACGUGCUGAAUGGUAACGGGCCUCCAUACUUCCACAGCUACCUCUAUAUGAAAGCGGGUUUGAUGAUCCCGUGGCGAAGGCGCUGGUGUGUGCUGAAAGACGAGACGUUCAUGUGGUUCCGCUCCAAACAGGAGUCUCUGAAGUCGGGCUGGCUGUAUAAGAAAGGCGGAGGACUGUCCACGCUGUCGCGCAGGAACUGGAAGAUGCGCUGGUUUGUGCUGCGUGACUCUAAGCUCAUGUACUUCGAGAACGACAGCGAGGAGAAGCUCAAGGGCACCAUUGACAUCUGCUCAGCCAAGGAGAUAGUAGACAACCACGAGAAGGAGAACGCACUGAACAUCGUGACGGAUGAACGGACGUAUCAGGUGUUUGCUGAGUCACCAGAAGACGCCAGUGGUUGGUUUACUGUGCUGAGUCGGGUCCACACUGCCACCCCCGAGCAGCUGCUGGAGAUGUCCCAUGAGCAGGCGAACCCAAAAAACGCUGUGGGCACUCUGGAUGUCGGACUGAUCGACUCUGUGUGUGCAUCUGACAAUCCGGACCGACCUAACUCUUUUGUGAUCAUCACGGCGAACCGAGUGAUCCACUGUAACACUGAGCUACCAGAGGAGAUGCACCACUGGAUCAGCCUCCUGCAGAAGCCCAAAGGGGAUGCCAAGGUCGAAGGCCAGGAGUUCCUGGUUAGAGGCUGGCUGCAUAAAGAGGUGAAGACCGGAGCCAAGAGCAGUGCACUGAAACUGAAGAAGCGCUGGUUCAUUCUGACCAACAACUCUCUGGACUAUUACAAAUCGGCCGAGCGCAGCACAUCCAAGAUGGGCACGCUGGUGCUGAACAGCCUCUGCUCCGUGGUCCAGCCUGACGAGAAGGUGUUCAAAGAGACGGGAUACUGGAACAUUGUGGUUCAUGGGAGGAAACAUUCCUACCGGCUCUACACCAAGAUGUUGAACGAAGCCAUGAGAUGGGUUUCGGCAAUUCAGGGUGUCAUUGAGAACAAGGCGCCCAUCGAGACUCCAACGCAGCAGCUCAUCCGAGAUAUCAAGGAGAACAGUGUGAAUUCGGAGGCGGUGGAGCAGAUGUACCGCCGGAACCCCAUCCUACGCUACACUCAGCAUCCGCUGCACUCGCCCCUGCUACCGUUACCAUACGGAGAGAUCAACGAUAGCUUGCAAAAGGAGAAGGGCUACGGCAGCCUGCAGGAUGAGGCAGUGAAGAUCUUCAACUCUCUGCAGGAGAUGGAGAUUGUCUCGGACCCGGUGGCCAUCAUCCAGGGCAUCCUGCAGACCUGCCAUGACCUGAAGCCGCUCCGAGAUGAGGUUUACUGUCAGCUGAUCAAACAGACCAAUCACGUGCCUCAGCCCAACAGCCCAGGAAACCGUGCACACUGGCACCUGCUCACGUGCAUGAGCUGUACGUUCCUGCCCAGCCGCGCCAUCCUGCGCUACCUGCGCUUCCACCUCAAAAGGGUGAGGGAGCGUUAUCCUGGCACCGAGAUCGAAAAGUAUGCCCACUUUAUCUCCGAGUCUCUGAAGAAGACCAAGACGAGGGAGUUUGUGCCCUCUCAGGAGGAGAUCACCGCUCUGCUGACCAGACGCGAGAUGAGCACCACAGUGUACUGCCAUGGAGGAGGAUCCUGCAAGAUCUCCAUCAACUCCCACACCACUGCAGGAGAGGUUGUGGAGAAGCUGAUCCGAGGUCUGGCGAUGGAUAACAGCCGGAAUUUAUUCUCCCUGUUUGAACACAACAAGGUGGAGAGCCGAGCUAUCGAGAGCCGCAUCAUUGUAGCGGACGUACUCGCCAAAUUUGAAAGACUGGCAGGAAGUGAGGAAGAAGAAGAGGAAGGACCUUGGCGGCUUUAUUUUAAACUGUAUUGCUUCCUUGAUGUGGACAGCAUGCCCAAAGAGGGGGUGGAGUUUGCCUUCAUGUUCGAACAGGCUCACGAGAGUCUGAUCAGUGGCCACUUCCCGGCCUCCGAGGAGACGCUACAGCACCUGGCCGCACUUCGGCUUCAGUACAUCCACGGAGAUGUGGCGCGCACGCCGUGGAGCCUGAGCAGUGUGUAUCCGGUGGCCCGCCUCCGUACUCGCAUCCUGCACUCCACCAAGGUCGGUGGGUCGGGUGGGGUGGGAGUCGCGGGCAUGGGUCCAGGAGGUCACACGCUCGAGAGGAGAAGGACCAGCUUCUUGGAUGGCACGCUGAGGCGCAGCUUCAAGACCGGCUCGCUGAAGAAGCAACGUGAGGAAGAGCAGAUGCUGGAGAUGUUUGUUAAGGAGGAGAUGUCGGCCACUCUGACCAGCGUCCUAGAGAAGUGGAACCGCCUGCAGGGGAUGCCUCAACACCAGGCUAUGCUCAGCUACAUGACCAUCAUCAAAGAGUGGCCCGGAUAUGGCUCCACGCUCUUUGACGUUGAGUGUAAAGAAGGAGGCUUUCCUCAUGACCUGUGGCUGGGAGUGAGUGCAGAGAAUGUGUCUGUGUAUAAGCGAGGAGAACCCAAACCACUCGAGACCUUCCAGUACGAGCACAUCGUCUUCUUUGGCGCGCCGCAGCCUAGCACCUACAAGAUCACCGUCGACGAGAGGGAGAUGUUUUUCGAAACUCCUCGGGUGGGUGAGAUCACAAAGAUCAUGAAGGCCUAUAUCAACAUGAUCGUCAAGAAGCGCUGCAGCGUCAUGUCUGUCACCAGCACCGGCAGCGCUUGGAUCAGGUGAUCGAAACCAGCCAGUUGGAUUACGGGCUUGUGAGUGAUGAAAUUACCAGUGAGAGAUAAAGUUCUUGUGUUGACCCAGGACACAUGAGCACAUAGAGUGAAAAGGGAAGAGCAAGAAAUUCAGAGGUCUGAAAAAAGCGGGACCACAGUUUAUUUGGUGAAACUUAUACACACUGCUACAAAGCACAACAAAUCCUGCAGUCCUGUGAUGUGAACCCUCCCUUAAUGCUGGCACUACAGUUGACGGUCUUCAAAAUCUUCAUCCAGUCCUAAUCAAAAAUGUUCAUCUUGUGAUGUUCUCGAUGAACGUGGUGUGAGUUGUGCUUCUUGCUACUGUUCAAACUGUUUCCCCACUUUCCUGAUUUCAUCAUUUUGGGGACGUCAUAGUGAACUCCUCUGUAAGAGUCACACUGAGAGACAUUUUUAAAAGCCAAGGCCACUGGCAGCCAUGUAUUUAUUUGUUUGUGUGUUUGUUUAUUUAUUUAUUUAUUGAACACCAACCAGUAUAAGUGCAACUGAAGUCUAAUCAAUUCAACUUAAAUCAACGCAACUCAUUUGUGCUUAACUUAAAUCAGCUCAACUCAAGUGAACUCAGCUCAACUCAAUUCAGCUCAGUUCAGUUCAGCUCAAUCGAAACUCAAAUUGACUCAGCUCAGAUCAACUCAACUCAUUUAAGCUUAUCUCAGUUCACCUCAACUCAGCUCAAAUCAGCUUAACGCCGUUCAACUCAACUCAAUUCGACUGAACUCGUGAAAUUAGCUGAACUCAAAUAAACUCAAAUCAAAUCAGUUCAUCUCAGCUUAGAGCAACUAAACUCAACUCAAGUAACUCAACCUAACUCUAAUCAGAUCAAAUCAACUCAACUCAAAUCAACUCAUCUGCACAAAGAUUGAUCAGUGACUGUGUGACUGUUCUGUCAAUGUGUACUAAACGCUUUUCAUAUCUCACAGUCAAAAUAUAUUUUAUACUUCAGUGAAAUCAGGAACAUCAUGUAACGGACACACUUUAAAUCUGAAAGUGCAACAAACACAUUGAAUUCCUGAAUUGUACACACCAAUGCACAAAUAGACUAACGGACAGUGUGACUGCACAACACUUUUAAAAGUCUCUACUUACCUCCAUGUCCCCAGUACGGCAAGCCAAAACAACUUACUACUGUGAGAAUAUAUCAGUAUUACACCAAGCAAAGCCAGUGUUAAACUGGGGACGUUCACAUAACCAGCGCACAGUUUUUUUUAAUGCUGACUUUUAAUCAGUAACUUUUGAUCAAAAAAUGUAAUCAGUAUCGUAUGUACCAUGUGGCAUUCAUUUGUAUGUUUUUGAAUGCAAUCUUAGCUACUGAACUCAAACUCUUGCCUCCAUUAAAUAAGGAUUAUACUUUGAAUCCUACCACGAGGCUUUUUGAAAAGUUUUUCACUGUAAUGUUGCUUUGCGAAAGCUUGUAAAAGCUUAAAGCUGCACUGUUCAAUUCUGGAAGAAGUUAGCAAGAGAUAGCUAAUCACUGAAAAUUAUUAUUUUUGUUUAUUUACAAUGGGCUCACAUGGUGAACUUCCCCUAAAAUAUAAGCAAAUGGGAAGUCAUUUACACAAUCUAAAGAGAGUUUGCAGAUGGAAGGUUCUAGAUGCCAAGAAGAACAGCAAUGACUCUACUACAUAUGUUAAUGUUAGCUAGGCUAAAAUUAAGCAAAUUAUGGCAACUUACAGCAAAGACGUUAGCAUUUUAUUAUCAUAUCGUCAUUUCUACCUGUAGUGUUCCACCUAACGUCUGUUCCUGACAACAGUCUCGGGUUUCUAUUCCUGCGGCAUAACCAAGAUGGCCGCCUAGUAGACAAGCUUGCCUAUAAGGACUCACAGCAAAAAUGCAACACUUGUGAAUGCCAGGUAACUUUAUAGAAAAAAACAUCCAGCAGUCUAGCUGGCUUACAGCUACUAUGUGGGCAAAAUAUUUGGAAUAAUAACAAAUUGUACCAAAAAUGAUGGCACUCGCGUUUCCUCAUUAACAAGCCACACCAAUACAUUGAUGGGUUCUGUUUUUAUUUUUUCUUUUAAUUCACUGGCAGUUAUUUGUUUUACUUCAGUUUUGUACCAAAUUUUCAUGAUAUCUUUUGCACUAAAGAGCCCACACAAAAAAUAAACAAUGUUUAAUCCAGUUUUGAGAAGAAAAAAAUCUUAGUGUAAUUUAACCUCAAUUAAAUCUUAAUAACUUAGUGUGAAAGUAUUUGAAACAAUAUAUGUGGAAAUCAAAUACAUUGUGUGUCUAGUUGACACUCAGAGCAGUUUUUAAUGUUUUACAUUAAUUAGUUUCAAUUACAUUUAUAGAGUGCUUUUUUAGACACUCAAAGCGCAUUACAAAG
Ictalurus punctatus (channel catfish) is the source of this 8780-nucleotide messenger RNA. It is a transcript of the gene myo10l1, whose product is annotated as myosin X, like 1. Gene Ontology annotation, molecular function: protein binding; cytoskeletal motor activity; ATP binding. Gene Ontology annotation, cellular component: cytoskeleton; myosin complex. The transcript has 40 exons. NCBI's taxonomy places the organism in Eukaryota, Metazoa, Chordata, Actinopteri, Siluriformes, Ictaluridae. The record is from RefSeq and is a predicted model, not a curated record. Bases 153 to 6428 code for a protein of 2091 amino acids.